AUGUCGAAUCUGUGUGCGAAAGGUUUUCUCGAGAAGAUGAUGUCUGGUGUCGUGCCUUCCUCAAAGCCAAGGCGUCUGCAUUUCGAGGUGAGGACGGACACAACCAUUCUGUUCAUCAACACUUCAGAUCGGAAGCUGGCAAAUGGGCCAUACGUUGUUUGCAAAGCGACGGGACGGAUCCAUCCAGUGUGUAGGCUUUACAAAGAUACGCACCAUGCGUUUAUCAAAGCCAUACUUCCUAUCAGGACGAGGAAAGACAAUUUUCGUACACUCAAUCUGUCUGCCAGCGAGAGCCCCUUGAGCUCCAUGGAGCGGCUGCCUUCUUCAAGUAAGCAGCGUAUGGUUGCUGUUCCGUCAAGGCUUUACUCCACGCCCUCAAAAUCAAGACCUCUUGCUGGCCUUCGGAUAGCAGUCAAAGACAACAUUCACCUGCAAGGGCUCAAGACCGGCUAUGGUAACAAUGCUUGGCACGAGCUUUAUCCACCAGCAAAGACAACCGCACCUGCUAUAAAGCUUCUGUUGGCCGCUGGCGCUGUUGUUGUGGGCAAGCUCAAAACGAGUGAAUUCUGUGAAGGUGUUGAUCCUCACCAGUGGAUUGGUUCCACAUGCCCCGUAAAUCCACGAGGGGACGGAGAACAGAAACCAUCAUCUUCUAGCACAGGAAGCGCUGUGGCAGCCGCAGCCUAUCCGUGGCUGGAUUGCACAAUCGGUACAGACACCGGUGGCUCCAUCAGACAUCCAGCUGGUGUCAAUGGUCUUUUUGGAAACCGACCUACACAAACAGCAAUCAGUCUUGUGGGCGUCUUGGGUGCCACUGACCUACUGAACACACUGGGCAUCUUCACCAGGGACGCAACAACCUUCGGCAAGAUUGGCACGCAACUCCUGCCCAGCUCCUUCCAGCCAUUAAUUCCUAGAGAGGCACGAAAAUACAAACUUCUAUAUCCUGUCCGAUCAUUACAGCAAGAGCACCCAAGCCCACACCGAUGGUUUCCCAACCCUCUGGCCGACGCGUCCAAACUCACCGAAGCCGAGAAGAAAAUCGAAGCAUUCGUCCUGAAACUAGAGCAACACCUGUGCUGCGAAAGAACGGCCUUCAACCUCGACGAGCUCUGGCGCGCCAUGAAACCGCGAGGCCAACCGGACUCGCUCGACGAAGCCACCGGCCCCAUCUACUCGGCGCUGGUCUCCUACUCGGCGCUCCACGAAGGCGGCAUCAACGAUUUCCUCGCCUCGUACGCCUCCUCCCACCACGGCUCCGCGCCCAAACUCUCCGCCAUCGUGUCCCAACGCCUCGAAUACGGCCGCUCCCUCACCCGCGCCCAGAUCGCCCAACACCUCGACUCCAUGGCCGUGUUCGCGCGCUGGGUCGAGAACGUCCUCUUCGGCCCGCCCGACGAAGAAGCAAUCACCCUGCUCAUCUUCCCGCAGAGCUUCGGCCGGCCCAACUACCGCGACGACAUCCCCGAGCACGAGUGUGUCGUCUACGACAAAUUCAGCGUCUACUCCUUUGGCUACCUGGUCGGCUGUCCCGAUUACACGGUCCCGAUCGGCGAGGUGCCGUUCGUGAGUCGCGUGACGGGGAAGGCGGGUUAUCUGCCCGUGUCGCUGAGUAUGGUGGCGAGGAGGGGCAAUGAUGUGCCGCUCUUUGAUAUUUUGACGCUGUUGGAGGAGAAGGGCGUUUUGAGCGCGGUCAAGGCUGGAAGGAGGAUGUAUUGA
Molecule: messenger RNA, 1719 nt
Organism: Endocarpon pusillum Z07020
Lineage: Eukaryota; Fungi; Ascomycota; Eurotiomycetes; Verrucariales; Verrucariaceae
Exons: 3
Coding region: 1-1719 (572 amino acids)
Source: RefSeq, a predicted model, not a curated record